Megalobrama amblycephala (Wuchang bream) is the source of this 2214-nucleotide messenger RNA. It is a transcript of the gene egln1b, whose product is annotated as egl-9 family hypoxia-inducible factor 1b. Gene Ontology annotation, molecular function: ferrous iron binding; peptidyl-proline 4-dioxygenase activity; L-ascorbic acid binding. The transcript has 6 exons. Gene Ontology annotation, cellular component: cytoplasm; nucleus. Gene Ontology annotation, biological process: cellular response to hypoxia; peptidyl-proline hydroxylation to 4-hydroxy-L-proline. Bases 276 to 1517 code for a protein of 413 amino acids. Lineage: Eukaryota; Metazoa; Chordata; Actinopteri; Cypriniformes; Xenocyprididae. The record is from RefSeq and is a predicted model, not a curated record.
UGUCUCUAGUGCGCAUGCGCACAUGGUUGACGUGCGCUGGGCGCUGAAGAAAAAGAACAGCCGGCGCCAUGCGCUUCCAUCAAACUCACGGCUCGCGCUGAGACUUCACAAGUGUCAAACCAUAGAUGUCGCGGGAAUGUGAGAGCGUCACGUUGCCCUCGGUCAAGUGGAAUGAAAUCGGCAGCGGCGGGCCAGGUUACAGCUUUUCUUUCAAUUUCGCUUGUGGAUACAUGUAGUGAAGUUGCAGGCUUAUACUGUAAUACAGCGCUUGAAACAUGGAGGGAAACUCAAGGGAAAGCGACCGUCUGGAGAGCGAGCGCCAGUACUGCGAGCUGUGCGGGAAAAUGGAGAACCUGAUGAAGUGCGGACGGUGUCGCAGCUCGUUCUACUGCAGCAAAGAGCACCAGAGACAGGACUGGAAGAAGCACAAACGGGUGUGCAAGGAGGCCGACAAGCAGCAGGAGCCGCCGGCUGAAGAGCGCAGCGCCGUACAGUGCAACACUUCAGAAGAGUCGAACACUUCUCAGAGUAACUCUACUGUUGCGUCACCCGGCGAAAGAAUGCCAGAUUUUAUCAAGUCCGCUACGGGCCCUGACACCAAACCGACCGCGGACAGCUCGAAACCCAACGGACAGACGCGGUCGCCUCCUCAGAAACUGGCCACGGACUAUAUCGUGCCCUGCAUGAACAAGCACGGCAUCUGUGUGGUCGACAAUUUCCUCGGUGACGAGAUCGGGCGCAGUAUUCUGGAGGACGUGCGGGCGCUUUACUUGACCGGCGGCUUUACAGACGGACAGCUGGUCAGUCAGAGGAGCGACUCGUCUAAGGACAUUCGGGGGGAUAAGAUCACCUGGGUAGAGGGGAAGGAGCCGGGAUGCGAGAGGAUAGCGUUUCUCAUGAGUCGCAUGGACGAUCUGAUCCGACACUGUAACGGGAAACUGGGCGACUACAGGAUCAAUGGAAGGACGAAAGUCAGGGGAACGCCUGCGACCACCAGCUGCUAUCAGGCGUACCCAACGCAUGCACAGUGUUUGGACAAACCUCCAACCUCUGAGGGUUUAGGGAAGCCAUCACCUUUUCCCUCUUGCUGUAAACACAUGCACGCUUAUUGUGACUUACAGGAAAUUUGUAACAAGGCAAUGGUGGCGUGUUACCCUGGCGACGGGACAGGAUAUGUACGGCAUGUGGAUAACCCUAACGGAGAUGGGAGAUGUGUCACAUGCAUAUAUUACCUGAAUAAAGACUGGGAUGCCAAGGAACACGGUGGCCUUUUGCGGAUCUUUCCAGAGGGAACGGCUCAGUUUGCAGACAUUGAGCCCAAGUUUGACAGACUUCUGCUAUUUUGGUCAGACAGACGGAACCCACAUGAGGUCCAGCCAGCUUACGCCACGAGGUAUGCUAUAACGGUGUGGUAUUUUGAUGCUGACGAGCGAGCUCGAGCCAAGGAGAAAUAUCUAACAGGUGCAGGUGAAAGGGGGGUAAAAGUGGAGCUAAACAAGCCGUCAGAGCCCAGCUAGUGAACGAGGGAUGAAUGAAGAGGAGUGUACAGGGCUGGACCUCCAGAACGCUGCUGAGAGAUGAUGAGCAGAGGGCAGAUGAAAGUCAGGAAGGGACUUUCUCUCUCAUUCACCUCUCCAUCUAUCAUCUAUAAGGGGCUUCUCAUAGGGACUCAGAAUGUGAUAGAGCUGUGAAGACAGGCAUGAAUUAACAUGCUUUGUGUUUCCUUUAUGAAGAACGCUGGCUUACAUGAGCAUAGGAUGGACGUAAUGCUAAACUUAAGGGUGUGUGUGUGGACAGUUUCCUUCCCCGGUCCCACUUGCCAGCUUUUGUUAUUGCACGUGUUAAUAAAGGUACAGUUUUGUUUGGCAACGCAUACUCAAAAGCAGAGAAAAGCCCUUUUUAAGGUUACCAGCUCUGUGCGAUGUCCUAUAUGUUAUUCUGCUCAUAAGCCACUGUAAUUAUUGGAUUUGUGUUUUUGUAUGGCUCGUAAUUCUGCUUUCCAAGCUCUCCUAAUUGGAGCCACAAGGAACGCGCUUUAUCAUGGCUUGCACCUGUUGCUAAGUAACCGGGUGCAUUGCUGGAUUGUCUUUGCCAGUAAUCAGCGAUAUGUCUGUUGUUGCAGACGUUAUGUCUCUCCUGUCCUAAGCCAAACUUGACACCUCAUGUCUGUCUAACAGCUCUGAGUUUUAAAUAAAAAAGCAGUUUUCCUAAAUA